Arachis duranensis is the source of this 927-nucleotide messenger RNA. Its product is annotated as histone H2A variant 1. The record is from RefSeq and is a predicted model, not a curated record. NCBI's taxonomy places the organism in Eukaryota, Viridiplantae, Streptophyta, Magnoliopsida, Fabales, Fabaceae. The transcript has 3 exons. Bases 224 to 640 code for a protein of 138 amino acids. Gene Ontology annotation, molecular function: DNA binding; structural constituent of chromatin; protein heterodimerization activity. Gene Ontology annotation, cellular component: nucleosome.
CCAACCCUCUUCUCCUUCUCCUCCGCCCCACUCCCUCCCCCUUUCCCCCUCAACUACGACUUUCUUUUCAUCGCCAUCUAUGCUCUCUUCUACGCCUCCGCCGAUAUAAAGCCGACUCUCUCGUCACCCUCCUCGCUUUUCUUUGCUAGUUUGCUUCCCCUUCCUCGCCAACAACUUUGGAUUAUCCCUAACUUGGAAGUUGAAUAAGGUUUAGGGUUUCGCUAUGGCGGGAAAAGGGGGAAAAGGGCUUCUGGCAGCGAAAACCACCGCAGCUAACAAAGACAAAGACAAAGACAAGGAUAAGAAGAAACCUAUUUCUCGCUCUUCUCGUGCUGGAAUCCAAUUUCCUGUGGGUCGUAUCCACAGACAGCUGAAGCAAAGGGUCCAAGCUCAUGGACGUGUUGGUGCAACUGCUGCAGUUUACUUGGCCUCCAUUCUUGAAUAUCUGACAGCUGAGGUUCUUGAACUUGCGGGGAAUGCAAGCAAGGAUCUCAAAGUGAAGAGGAUAACACCAAGACACUUACAGCUUGCUAUCAGAGGAGAUGAGGAGCUUGACACUCUCAUCAAAGGAACCAUUGCCGGUGGUGGUGUUAUUCCCCACAUUCACAAAUCCUUGAUCAACAAAACCUCCAAGGAAUGAAUGAUUCAUCUUGUGUUAAGCUUCUGAUUUAUAUAAUAUGGCUGUUGACUGAAUCUCAAACUAGGUGUUAAUUAUGAUGACUUUGAUUAAACUAGGAUUUAGCUUGAUUCUCUUUUGCAAGUAAUUUGUUUAGAACUAUGAUGCUGUUAGGAUGUAAAUUGGUCAGGGAUGGUGCUUUCAUGUGAUCUUUUUAACUGCUGGAUUUGUUCUUAUAGUUGUAGCUUUGACCGAUCGAAAUUAUCCUUUUUUUUUUGUUAUAAUAUAUGAUUUGUAGUCUUUAUUGUUUA